AAAAAAAUUGAAAAGGUAAGAAACGUGUGAAAUCCCAAAUCGACGAACUUUCCUUCUUCCCCAAAUUCUUUCUGUAAAGUUUCUUUCUCAUAUAUUACUCAAUUACUCAACUACCACUCCGUACAACAAUCGAUCCUCAUCUCAUCACAAUUAGGGUUUUCUUUCUUCCAAUUAUGGCCGCAAAUUCUCUUAGAGCUGGUUCUUCUUACGGCGGCGCCGUCCCUUUCCGAUCAAGAGAUGGACUUAGCACCCGACCCGGUGCUGCAUCCGAAGAGAUCCAAUUGCGGAUUGAUCCCAUGGACUUGGACGAUGAACUCACCGGUCUUCAUAACCAAGUUAGAAGGUUGAAACAUGUUGCUGAGGAGAUAGGGACAGAAAUGAAGUAUCAGAAAGAUUUUCUUGAACAACUGCAAAUGACAAUGAUAAAAGCUCAAGCUGGAGUGAAGAAUAAUUUCAGAAGAUUGAACAAGAGCAUUAUCCAAAGUGGUUCAAACCAUAUUGUUCAUGUGGUUGUUUUUGCGUUAAUCUGUUUUACUAUAGUGUACUUUUGGUCUAAAUUGUCAAGAAAAUGAGAAAAGCCCGAUCCCAGGUUGAAAGGCUAUACGUAAGGCUUCUUUCAAUGAAGCUUGAUCCCAGGUUGAAAGGCUAUAUUUAAGGCUUCUUUCUAUGACUCGUGAUUUUGUAACUUUGUUGUAAAGAGAGAACCUCAAAAUCCUUUGGUGGUUUUAAAAUGUAUCUGUAUAUGGCAUAGUUAAAGAAGCUAUUCUAUUUGAAAGAAGGAUGCACAGUUUGGUAGCUCGUUUACCGUAUUUAUUAUUGGAAUGGGGACUUUGUAUCUUGUUUUGUA
Molecule: messenger RNA, 847 nt
Organism: Vicia villosa (hairy vetch)
Lineage: Eukaryota; Viridiplantae; Streptophyta; Magnoliopsida; Fabales; Fabaceae
Product: bet1-like protein At4g14600
Exons: 4
Coding region: 174-572 (132 amino acids)
Source: RefSeq, a predicted model, not a curated record